AUGAAUGUUAUUCAAUUGACAAAGAAAUAUCCUCAGUUCUCACAACAAGACAUAUUUGACCUUAUUGCGCAAUUCAAUAAAGUUGAUUUGGAAGGUGUAGGCUCUAUUGAACAAAAAGAUGCACUUAAAGCAGUACAAGAUAUGGGAGAACGUGCCUCGUAUGAUGAAAUACGGGCUACACUAAAAGAAGUCGAUUUGAGUUCUACAGGAAAAGUAGAAAUAGAAGAGUUUGUCGAGUUAAUUUCAAAACUUCGGGAAGGAAGGCAUAAAUCAGCGUUUGCUGUCAAUAAAAACAAAAUUACUGUGCACGGAUCAAGUACAAACGUCUCGCACACCAUUAACGACGACGAAAGGACAGAAUUCACACGACACAUUAACCAAGCUCUUGCUCAUGAUCCGAAUCUAGCGGAUAAAAUUCCAAUUCCCACACAUACCAUGCAAAUUUUUGAUGAAUGCAAAGACGGUUUAAUCUUGGCCAAACUCAUCAAUGAUUCUGUUCCGGAUACAAUCGAUGAGCGUGUACUUAACCUACCAGUUCGUGGUAAAAAAGUCAACAAAUUUCAAAUGACCGAGAAUAACAACCUCGUGAUUUUCUCUGCAAAAGGAAUUGGGUGUAGUGUGGUCAAUAUUGGAUCUCAGGAUUUAAUUGAGGGUCGAGAACAUUUGAUUCUUGGACUUAUUUGGCAAAUUAUAAAGAUUGGAUUAUUGAACAAGAUUGAUAUUAAAUUACAUCCGGAAUUGUAUCGUUUAUUGGAAGAGGAUGAAACGCUUGAGCAGUUUUUAAAAUUGCCACCUGAUCAGAUAUUGCUUCGUUGGUUUAAUUAUCACCUGAAAGCUGCUAAAUGGCAACGCCGAGUUGGUAACUUUAGUAAAGACGUGUGCGAUGGUGAAAACUACACAGUCUUACUUAAUCAACUCGCCCCCGAACUUUGUUCACGCGAUCCAUUAAGAGAACAAAAUUUAUUGGAACGUGCCGAAAAGGUUCUUCAAAAUGCAGAGAAAUUAGAAUGUCGAAAAUAUCUUACACCAAAAGCACUUGUUGCUGGCAAUCCUAAAUUAAACUUGGCAUUCGUUGCCCACUUAUUCAACACUCAUCCUGGUCUUGCGCCUCUUGAAGAAGAAGAAAAGGCUGAAAUUGAAGAAUUUGACGAUAGCGAUGAUCGAGAAGCAAGAGUCUUUGCUUUAUGGUUAAAUAGCUUAGACGUUGACCCAGGUGUUAAUAAUUUAUAUGAAGAUGUUCAAGAUGGACUCGUUUUACUCCAAGCAUUCGAUAAAAUACGUCCAGGAGUCGUAGACUGGAAGAAAGUAAACAAAAAAGUUCCCCUAUCACGUUUCAAGCAAGUAGAAAACACAAAUUACAGUAUACUGCUUGGACAAUCACUAGGAUUCACCCUCGUCAAUAUUCAAGGUGCCGACAUAUGUGACGGCACGAAAACUCUAAUUCUCGGUCUUGUCUGGCAAAUGAUGCGUCAGAAUAUUAUUCAGACAUUAAUGAGCCUAUCGAAAGGAGGUCGCGAGCUCACCGAUCAAGAUUUAAUAAAUUGGGCCAAUGAUGUCGUGAAGCGUGGCGGAAAGACAACGCGAAUGCGUAGUUUCAAGGAUGAGUCAUUACGAAAUGGGAUUUUCUUUAUUGAUUUAUUAAAUAGUAUUAGGCCUGGCGUGGUUGAUUAUAGUUUGGUGACUCGAGGGAUUUCCGAGGAAGAUGCACAACUCAAUGCAAGAUAUGCAAUUUCAAUUGCACGAAAGAUUGGAACUACCAUUUUCUUAUUACCUGAAGAUAUUGUAGAGGUUAGACCUCGACUGAUACUCACUUUCAUUGGCAGUCUAAUGACUGUUGCUCAACAAAGUGGUGGACAAUAA
This is a messenger RNA of Ambispora gerdemannii, 1860 nucleotides long. The record is from the annotation of a GenBank genome assembly. NCBI's taxonomy places the organism in Eukaryota, Fungi, Glomeromycota, Glomeromycetes, Archaeosporales, Ambisporaceae.